This is a messenger RNA of Chaetura pelagica (chimney swift), 301 nucleotides long. RefSeq names its product transmembrane protein 106C-like. The record is from RefSeq and is a predicted model, not a curated record. The annotation marks the transcript as partial. Lineage: Eukaryota; Metazoa; Chordata; Aves; Apodiformes; Apodidae. The transcript is spliced from 2 exons.
GAAGCUCUACGUGCUGCUCUCUGUGCUGCUCUGCCUCCUGCUCACAGCCCUCGUGCUCUUCUUCCUCUUCCCCCACUCGGUGCUGGUGGAGGAUGACGGGAUCAAACUGGUCCGGGUGUGGUUUGACCAGAAGAACUCCCUGGUCCUUCUGGCCAUCACGGCCACCCUACGGAUCAGGAAUUCCAACUUCUACUCGGUGACCGUGACCAGUUUGACCAGUCGGGUGCAGUACAUGAACACUGUGGUGGGAGCCCAGCAGAUCACCCAGGUCUCCAACAUCCAGCCACGCAGUGACAAACUG